AUGGGAAAGUCCAAGAAAUGGAGCUGCGGCUCCCAAAUCUUCCCCAGCACCUGGGACCUAGCAAGGCUGAGGGUGUGGGAGCGCCCUGUGGCCUUGGAGGCUGAGCUGGCCCUGACGCUGAAGGUCCUAGAGACUGUGGACAAGUCAGCCCUGGGGACUCUCCUGGACCAGCCCCUUCACACCCUGAGCCACAUCCGCUCGGAACUCCUGGCAUGUACCCCAGCUCAGCCCACAGCAGGGCCCCAGGCCCGGGGCCGCCUCCACCGCUGGCUGCACAGGCUCCAGGAGACCGAGAAGAAGUCCCGAAGCUGCCUGGCAGCUUCAGUCACGUUGAACCUCUUCCGCCUGCUCACACGGGACCUAAAAUGUGUCGCCAGUGGAGACCAGUGUGUCUGA
Echinops telfairi (small Madagascar hedgehog) is the source of this 396-nucleotide messenger RNA. Its product is annotated as interferon lambda-3. Gene Ontology annotation, biological process: innate immune response; defense response to virus; cell surface receptor signaling pathway via JAK-STAT. The coding region runs from base 1 to 396 and encodes 131 amino acids. NCBI's taxonomy places the organism in Eukaryota, Metazoa, Chordata, Mammalia, Afrosoricida, Tenrecidae. The record is from RefSeq and is a predicted model, not a curated record. Gene Ontology annotation, molecular function: cytokine activity. The transcript has 5 exons.